AUCCCAGCAACCACAAAACACUAGCUGACAGUUCCCUUCUCCGGGGAGGUCGGCUCGUUUGUUUGCUCGUGUGGAAGAUGGACGCUUCACCCAAGACUCAAACCAGAGCGUUGGUUAGACCCGCAAUCUUCAAUUUAAUCUGUCCGCAACGGAAGGAGCCCAAAGAACUGUGUUACUUCAACACCAAGUCGAAGGUCCCUGAAGUGCCCUUGUUUGACCGAAUGUACCGCAGCAUUGGGGAGUUCGACAUGAGGGAGCGAUUCCACACCCAGAAGAAGUUGAUAAGGAAAGGACUCGAGAUAAACGAGGAGGAGAGGUCCAGACCUGUGGCUCUGCUGUCGUCCUCGGAAUAUGGCCGUCGUUUCUAUUCAACCAUCAACCGAACAGCGAAGCGGCAUCCACGCGUGGCUUUGAUAGAAUCCGAUUUUUACAGGAAAAGCGGAAUCAUCUGGAGCAUGGCAGAAGGAUAUGGGUCAGUGGUUCCACUCUGAAAGCUCUGUCCCACCCUGACAGACAAGGUUCCUUCUGUCUUCACAAAAUAAAUGUGUUUUUCACCAGUU
Poeciliopsis prolifica (blackstripe livebearer) is the source of this 560-nucleotide messenger RNA. RefSeq names its product cilia and flagella associated protein 90 (gene cfap90). The record is from RefSeq and is a predicted model, not a curated record. The transcript is spliced from 3 exons. Lineage: Eukaryota; Metazoa; Chordata; Actinopteri; Cyprinodontiformes; Poeciliidae. The coding region runs from base 78 to 491 and encodes 137 amino acids.